Messenger RNA from Caenorhabditis sp. 36 PRJEB53466, 1701 nucleotides. The record is from the annotation of a GenBank genome assembly. Lineage: Eukaryota; Metazoa; Nematoda; Chromadorea; Rhabditida; Rhabditidae.
AUGUUUCUCCUUCCGAUCCUCUUCGUUCUCACUCUAUUCGACGCUUCCGCUGAUGCUCAGGUACGGUUGCCGUUGUUCUCCGCACAAUAAUUUCAACGCGAAAUUUCAGAACAUGGACAUCCAGCCGCUGCUCUCCCUUCUCCGACCCGAAAACAUGCGGAGUAUGGCCGAGCUGGCCACCGAGCUCUCCUCGAUGGCGUCGAAGAAUAUGAAGGAGAACGAGCGCGACGUUCAGUGAGUUUUUUUUUCUUCUUUUUUUUUGAACAGAGAUUAGGGUUAAGACGGCAAAACGUUUGAACAAGAGAGGAGAAGAAAAAGAAGAAGAAGAAGAAGAAGAAGAAGAAGGAGAAGGAGGAGAACCUGUUUGGUGUGGAUGUUCCCGAAAAGUACAAAAGUAUUGUUGUUGCAGGAGAACGAUCGCCGCUCCGAGGCAGCCGACACCGGAACAGAGACCGUCACAGAUGAUUGGUGGAGGUGAGAAAGUGAUGGACGGAAACGAAAAUCAGCGUUUUGAACGAUUUCCACUCGUUUUGUAUGCGAAUUACGUGUAAAAUUCGAAGUUUGUGCCCAAACGUGCAAAGGUACUACUAUGUGGAAUGAGCCGAAAUUUGAACUUCACACCAAAACCGCGAUGGAGCGCACUUUCCGCUGGUGAUCUCUCUGCUUACAGCCAUCCAAAACCUCGCCUAUCAGGGCCGAAGUGCGUUCCUGCAAGCGCUGGACAAACUGGAGGCCACUUCCUCCGCAUCAUCUUCGCCUCCCCCGCCUUCUCUGCCAUCGGCCCCGCCGACUCUUCCUCCGAUCAUGACGUUCCCCACUCCUGCUCCUCCUCCUCCGCCGCCCAUCUUCGGAACGGCGCCACCAGUUGGCGAAGCGGAGAACACGUUCGAUUCGGGCGGCCGCGACGUGUUGGGAGUGCAAGAGUUCAAGCGGAAUCAGGAGAAGCGGCGAGAGAUUCGCUACGCGGAGCCCGUGGUCGCAGCGGCCGCCGACCCGGUGGCUCCGGUCGAAUUGGCCGCCGCUCCGGCUGCUUCCGCCUCUGCCGCUGCAGCUCCGUCGUCUCCAUCGGUUCCGUUGGCUCGGCCUCCACCGCCGGUGAGUUCUUAUCGGUCCUCAGAAGCUUGUACUCGUUCUCACGAGUUUCUUUUUCAGACAAACUCGUUCGACGGCAGUCCGUUCAUGCAGAUCGCCCGACGGUUCCUUCAAGUCGGCACCGGAACUCGUGGCGCGCAAGCCAACGAGCCGCUCCCUCAAAUCGGAAUCCGCGACUUCAUCCCCAACACCGACAGCAAUUUCGGUCUGCCACGUGGCAAAGGCUGCCUGCCGUUCAUCUCCGAAUUUAUGCAAGUCGCCUACGGAAACUGUCAAAACGUGGCCGACGAGAAGACGUUCGACGCGUGGGGCGACGAGCUCCGACGGGCGAUAAUGACCGGCGAGAUCGAUCUGUUGAAGGCGAGCCAGGAGACGUGCCGCCGCGGAGCCGAGCGACAGCAGUGCGACGCUCUGCGAGAAGCCGUCGCCAAUUGUGACGUCAUGGCGAGUCUCGAGAUCGGCACCCAAUUGCAGCGAGCCAUGAAGCGAUGCGAAGAGGUCUCCGGGAUGAUGGACCAGUCGCCGGCGGCGGUGCUGGGACAGCUGAACAACCUGAUUAGCGGGGAAGUGGCGCAGGGAUUCCUUAACAACUUUCUCAAGAACGGAUAA